AUGAGAAUACUACUGAUUGCAUUGGUAGUGACACUCACUAUCGCCACAACAUCGGCAUUCAGCACUCAGGAGGGCCAGCAGAUUCUGGCACUGUUGAACGACAUUAGAGGUUCGGUGAGCCCUCCACACGCAUCCGGUGGCUUUGCACCACUCCAAUGGAGCAGUGACCUAUACGCGAACGUUUACAACGUGUCUGCAGCCUGUAACGAUAGAUACAUGUCCGAGUUGGCUGCCGUCGGAGCCACUGGCGAGAACACCUUCUUCUUCAACAGCGAACCAACACCCUACGAGUUGAUCAAUGCCAUCAAGGCACCCGGUGGAUCAUUCAACUAUGAUGAUAUCUCCUGUGCCGAUGGUGUCGAUUGUUCAAUUUAUACCAAUGUGAUCAACGACCAAACUACUCAAGUUGCCUGUAACAAGGCUUACUGCUCUGCCAACCAGGGAUGGAAGGUCGUCUGUGGAUACUUCCCAGCUGGUUCAUUCGCCGGUGUCUCCCCAUACCCCGCCCAACCACAUGCCUCCACCUCCAAGUUGGACGUCAGCAACAUCAAUGGUCUGCUUUCGUUCCACUCCAACAAGAUGAUUCAGUCCGAGCCAGAGAUCGAGAAGCUGUCCAUGCCCAAGACUGGAAACUUUGACUGGAGAGAGAAGGGUGUCGUCGGAAUCCCAGAGGACUCGAUCGACUGUGCCGACUCAUUCGCCUUCACCGCCACUGGUAUCUACCAGUCGCGUAUCGCCAUGUCCAAGGGCAUCCGUACCUCGCUCUCCAAGCAGCAGAUCCUCGACUGCUCCGGCUCCGCCAACGAGAACUACUGCAGCGGUGGCAACCUGAACGACGCCCUGCUGUACGUCCGUGACAACGGUCUGAUGAAGACCACCGACUACCCAUACACCGGCGCCAGCACCCUGUUCAACCACCCAUGCAAGUACGACGAGUCCAAGAUCGUCGUAGACGGUGGAUACGUGCGUUUCUCCGAGCCAACCAAGGCUGACAUCCUGUCCAAGUGUCGCGACCAAGGUCCCCUCGGUGUGGCCAUGCUCGGAACGCAAGACUUCUACGACUACCGCGGAGGUGUGUUCCGCUGCAACGUCGGCCAGGUCACCGCCACCAACCACUCUGUGCUGUUGGUCGGCUACAACCAGGACCAGGACUACUACAUCGUGCGCAACAACUGGGGCACCCAGUGGGGUGAGCAAGGCUUUGCCAGGAUCUCUGCUCUGCCCAAUGAGGACUGUGGAAUCGGUGCCAACAGAGCCGGAUCCGUCGAUUUGAACUAA
This is a messenger RNA of Acytostelium subglobosum LB1, 1278 nucleotides long. RefSeq lists its product as hypothetical. Gene Ontology annotation, cellular component: lysosome. Gene Ontology annotation, molecular function: cysteine-type endopeptidase activity. Bases 1 to 1278 code for a protein of 425 amino acids. NCBI's taxonomy places the organism in Eukaryota, Evosea, Eumycetozoa, Acytosteliales, Acytosteliaceae. The record is from RefSeq and is a predicted model, not a curated record. The transcript is spliced from 2 exons.